This is a messenger RNA of Laetiporus sulphureus 93-53, 953 nucleotides long. Its product is annotated as alpha/beta-hydrolase. The coding region runs from base 12 to 953 and encodes 313 amino acids. The record is from RefSeq and is a predicted model, not a curated record. Gene Ontology annotation, cellular component: mitochondrion. NCBI's taxonomy places the organism in Eukaryota, Fungi, Basidiomycota, Agaricomycetes, Polyporales, Laetiporaceae. The transcript has 7 exons.
UACCGCUCAGGAUGCACAGUUUUCUGUCCACUGCCAAGAGGGCGCAUGACUGCUGCGCAAGGCAACAAUUCACACGGAGGCUGUCCGGUGGACAUCCCGCAACUCGAGGGUCUGCGAUUACGCCGGUUAUUCUACACUAUGACAGACUCAUUCCACCGGAUGGGAACGAGAAGAGCCAUCCGCUGGUGAUCUUGCACGGAUUAUUUGGUAUGAAGAGGAAUUGGUUGUCUCUCUCCAAGGCUUUUUUGCGAGACUUGGGUAGACCCAUAUAUACUUUAGUAGACCUCCGUAAUCACGGCUCGUCACCUCAUGCGGAACCCAUGACUUAUGCCGCUAUGGCUGUGGAUGUGCUCAACUUCUGCCGAGUUCAUUCCUUGACAAAAAUAUCCCUCCUUGGACAUUCCAUGGGAGGGAAAGUAGCUAUGACGGUCGCGCUAAAUCCGGAACUUCCUCAAGAUCUACUUUCCCACUUGAUUGUUGCGGAUAUUGCGCCAUCAAGGGGAGAACUUUCGCCUGAAUUCAACAAGUACGUCGGCGCCCUGCAGGAGAUAGAAAGGCGGAAGAUUACCAAUAGAAGAGAAGCUCAGCAUAUUCUGUCAGAGACGGAACAGGACCCAACGAUCCGCGCAUUCUUACUGACGAAUCUGAAAAACACAGAUAUUCACCAUCACGGGCCGCUGUCGUUCCAGAUUCCGCUGGACAUCAUUGGCAAGAGUAUAUCAGAGCUCGGUUCAUUUCCCUAUGAACCGGGCGAACGUGUCUGGAAUGGCCCCACUCUAUUCGUAAAGGGUACGAAGAGCAAGUAUAUCAAUAAUCACAACAUACCUAUCGCCAAGCAGUUCUUUCCAAAUAUGAUCCUUGAACGUUUAGAAGCAGGUCAUUGGGUUAACCAUAUAUGCUUCAGGCCCAACGAGUUCAAACAGCUAGUGACAAACUUCAUAAGGACUCAUUGA